ACACACACACACACACUCAAAUCCUGUCCCACCCACUUCUUCAAAGUUAACUACGCCACUGAAAAAGACCCAUUUCUGAACACUGUGAAUCAAAGCUUACAACUUCUGUCUUAUUUAUCGGUCAGUUUGAGAUUGAGAAACCAGGAUGUCUCACACUGUCAUACCCAUGAACUCUUCAACGCUCGUCAUCCAGCUGCAACCAGCAACACAAACAGCUCAUGAUACGACGGAGACAAAUGCUCCUGGACCUGUUUAUGUACAACAGAUGACGGGAGCCUCACCUCUUCAUGGACUUCAGGCAUUUCUGAAAGGACAACCGAAAGCCCUUGGGACGGUCCAGAUAAUGAUCGGUGUGAUGACUCUGCUGUUUGGCAUUGUGUCUACAGUUUAUGCUGAACCCAUGUUUGUCUAUACUGGUAUUCCUUACUGGGGAUCUCUCAUCAACAUUGUCUCAGGCUCACUCUGCAUUGCUGCAGAAAACAAAAUUAAUUCUCCCUCCAGUUUGUGUUUGAUGAAUGCUUCACUGGGAAUGAACAUUUUCAGUACGAUAACUGCAGGCAUUGCCAUUAUUUUACUUUCACUAGAUUUUUCUAUAUGGUCAUACUCUUACUGCAGUGAUUAUUCCUGUUAUUCACGGGCAAAGUAUAUGACUCUCUUCAGGGGAAUCAGAGGUGUAUUAAUGUUAUUCGCCGUGUUCGAGUUUAUCAUCUCCAUCUGUCUGUCAGCAUUUGCCUGUAAAGCCAGUGUCUACAGUUCUCCUUCUCUGGUGAGUAAUGAGUCAAACCAGGACUUUCCAAACUUUUUGUGUUGUAUCAAUAUACAGGUGCAUGUCAAUAAACUAGAAAGUCGUGGAAAAGUUCAUUUAUUUCAGUAAUUCAACUCAAAUUGU
Molecule: messenger RNA, 889 nt
Organism: Cyprinus carpio (common carp)
Lineage: Eukaryota; Metazoa; Chordata; Actinopteri; Cypriniformes; Cyprinidae
Product: membrane-spanning 4-domains subfamily A member 4A-like
Exons: 6
Coding region: 146-874 (242 amino acids)
Cellular component (GO): membrane
Source: RefSeq, a predicted model, not a curated record